This is a messenger RNA of Panonychus citri (citrus red mite), 4824 nucleotides long. RefSeq names its product nuclear pore complex protein Nup160-like (gene Nup160). The transcript has 11 exons. Lineage: Eukaryota; Metazoa; Arthropoda; Arachnida; Trombidiformes; Tetranychidae. Gene Ontology annotation, cellular component: nuclear pore. The coding region runs from base 235 to 4722 and encodes 1495 amino acids. The record is from RefSeq and is a predicted model, not a curated record. Gene Ontology annotation, molecular function: structural constituent of nuclear pore; protein binding.
AUAUCGAUUGGAAGAGAAUGAGACAAUCGAUUGUAAAGAGCAUGGCGGUUAAGCUGUGAAAGGAAUUACAAUCAUUCUGGUUAAAUUGUUUUUCUCUCAUUUUCUGUAAUUUAAAUCUAAUUGUUGGCUUAUUGAUUAAUCUAUUUUAUUCUCUUUGUUGUUGUUGGCGAUGUUCAAUUGUUUGGGCGCUUCGUUUUAGAAUUAAUAUCAUCAAUUAAUUGGUUAUUUUACUCAAUGGAUUCAUUUAAGCUUAGUUACUCUGAAGUUUCCACUUACCAUCUUCAUGCUUCAUCCAAAGGGGAGAUUUCACUUGAUAUUGGUGCCAAUCAAAGUACUCUUCAGGAUUACAAGUUAGCUGAAAGUGUUGGUUUCUACUGUUACAAGGAUAGUAAUGUUUGGUCAUCUUCAACCAGUAAUAGAUUCAUUUAUUGGCGAAGUAACAAUGAUUAUAUCCAAUUUUAUGAAACAUCAUUAGACUUCAAUCUUGCUCGAAAUCAUGUUCAAUUAAGAUUUCACAAUACACCAAUUUUGGACGGUGUUAGUGUCCAUGAGAUUGGUGAUCAUGUUAUUAUACUUUUGGCAACUGUUGCAUCAAUUCAUCGCAUCACCUUAAAUCAUCCUAGAAAACUUGGAACUGUACUUGUUGACACGGUGCGAAAUGGUUCUAACAUUCUGCCUCAUAGUCAAUCCAGUAUUAAUCCUAGUGAUUUACACACUAGAAAAUCCAUUUUCUAUGAUCUUAAUGCUGCCAAUUUACGGGAUCCUGAAAGUUACCAUGUUCUCAAUAAUUCUUUCAAUCUUGGAGUUUCUCUUUCAUCAUCAGACCUUCCUUUUCCAGUUAGAUCAUGUUCCUGGUUAAAUUCAGUUGGUGAAUCUUAUUUCGCAUUAGCUGAUUAUAAUGGAAAUAUUUCCAUUAUUAAGAUGACCCCAUGUUCAUCAGGAAAAGUAACUGUUUACAACCUAAAGCAAACUGGAUUAAUCAAAAGCUUAUUCUAUAAUCUGGUUCCCUCGGUAAUCUCAAGAGGUAAUCAAGAAAAUGAACAAGCAGCCCUAAGCAUCCUUUGGCACCGCCCUUUGUCCAGUGAUGAUGACCUCAUGAUUACCUUAUGUCGUGAUUUAAAAAUACGUAUUUGGUCCUGUGCUAAACAAGAUUAUAUUGUAGUAGAAAGUGUUCUUGAAUCUUACCAAGAUAUUUCAUCAACCUAUCCCAGCUCAUUAAAUCAAAAAUCAGCUAAUGAUCCCAUGAUUGUUACUAGACCCGUUUUGAAAAAAGAUUCAGCAGCGGAUUCCAGUGAUGAGUUAUUCUUAGCUACUUUUGUUCCCACGGCCUCUGGAAGAAAAUUCAUCAUCUACAAACUUUACUCAUUUGGUGAAAAUUUAAAUUUAAAAGUAGUCACAUCAAUUGAUGCCCUUCAAGAAGAUUUAGUUGAUUUUGCCUUCACCCAAACAACCCUUUGGGCUCUUUGGCUUGACGCUGAAAGCGAGGUGUCACUUUCACAUUGGGAGAUCAAUCGUGAGUCUCCUUGUUGGCAAAGUGUUACAAUGUACAGUCAUUUUCAACCUCCAAUUAAUGUUAAAUCCAUGUUAAUCAGUCCAAAAAAACUUUUCACUGAGAAAAUUUUCAAAAAAGGAAAAUUCUCUUCACAAACCAUUGCCAAAGCUAUAAGUACUUUAAAUCGUACCCAUGAAUCAUAUUAUUCUUGCUUAAAUACUGAAGCAUUAAUAGAAGAAGUAACCAAUGCUGUCGAGAGCAGGUUACGAAAUCGACCUGGAAUUAAUGAGUUAUCUCCUGAAUUUUAUGCCAAUUUAGAAUGUGAAUUAUGGAAUGAGUUUUAUUCUUAUUGUCUUCAAUACCACAAUGUGUUCAACAAACCUCUUGGACUUUUCAUGGAUUCACAAACAGGAUUAACUGGAAUAUUACGAGUCUCAAGUGUAUCAUAUCUUCGAGCUAAUGAUUCUAUUGAUCACGUUCUUCUUUCACAAGUCCAUUCACCUAGUUAUACAAUUUCCAAUAUUCUUACAGAUGACAUUUCCCUUGAAACCAGUUUACAAGUUUUACUACAAUUUAUCAAGACAAUCAACAGUUACCUCGAUGAAGAUGCUUUUCUUCAACUUGAAAUGUGUUGCUCAUCAGAAGAACCAAUCGAACAAGUUUAUCGUGAUAUAGCUAAUAAAUAUCUUCUAUCUUCUGACCAAUGUGAUAUUGAAUCCGUCAAAUCAUCAGGUCUAUUGUCAUCAGUUGAAGAUGCUCUUGAAAUUUCACCUCGACUUUUGGAUGCCAUUGAACUAGUUUUACGAGUUUUAAACUUAGAAUCUAAAGAUCAACCCGAUGAAAUUAUGGAAUCAUCAACUGAGAUGGCUCAACAAUCUUUGGAUCAAUUUUUAAGUGGGAAUAUUGGAACUUGUGUACUAACUGAAAGUAUCAAGCAAAUGUGUCGACUUCGUUAUGAAUUUUGUCGUGAUCUCUUUCUUUUCCAACUUCUUCUUCGUUCAUCAACCAUUAAUUCAACCGACUAUGAGCGGUUAAGUGAUUCAUUGGAAAACUUGAUAUCUAUCAACAAGUUGUGUCUUCGAUCGUAUUUCUCAAUGACUUGGCUUUGUGAGACAAGUAUGUCACUUAAAGAUAGUACAUUCCUUGGAAUCGAAAACACCGUCACCCUUUUAGCAACACUUGAACUCCAUGAAUUUAUCAACGUUAAUCGUAAUCCACCGACACCUAAUGCAUUAGUACACGAUUUUGCACCUAAAUCAAUCAUUGCCUAUCUCAUUGGUCAUAAGAAAUGUUCAUCAGCUCGUAAACUUUUAUCUUCACGUUUGGAAGAUGUCAUAGAACCGGAAGAUUGUCAAACUUGGGUAGCAAUCCAACCAUUCCUGGUUCAAGCCAUUGGAUCAAUCAUAUGGCCUACUUCUUACUCAUCAUAUGUGCUCCGUUUCUUACUUGGUUACGAGCAAUUUGAUAUGAUUGACCAAUACUCCAAAAUUUUGGACUCUUGGUGCGAUCAUAGUAUAUCCAGUCGUCGAUUUGUCAUGGGAAUAACUCAACUUUUCUUUGGUGAACCUAAAAAAUCCGUUGGUUUUUUCCAUCAAGCAUUACAUGGACUUUUGGAAGAAUCUUUUCUACAGAAAAUAUUUCUUGCCAAUGUUCCUAGUGCAUCAUCGAUUGAACGAAAAUCAAGUGACUCACUUACCAAUGCUGAGAUAACAUCAUAUUUCAACAAACUGUUUCGUUUGUGUCGAUUACACUCUCUCAAUGAUAUAAUUCUUGAUCUUGCUCUUGGAGCGAUUGAUUUGCUAGAUGAAAGUGAAGCCUCUUACAAUCAACAUUUCUCUUCAUUCAUGACAACUAUCUUCAUGUGUCAUCUAGAAUUUGGUAACACUGCUGAUGCUUUUUGUUCAAUGUUACUCAAUCCUUCACCAAUCCAACGGAAAGACUGUCUUCGUCAAUUUACCGUUAAAUUGUAUGAAAAACAAGCGAUCGCUGAAAUGAUCAACUAUCGCUAUGAUGAAAUGGAAGAUGACUUCAUUAGUAUACUCGAAUUCCGAGCUCGAUCAACUGAUCUUCUUCAGACCGAGAAAAAAGUUGAUUUCUAUGAAAUAUUGUACGCAUACUUUGUAAAGGGAGAUAAUUAUCGUAAAUCAGCAUCUAUCAUCUACGAAUAUGCUAAAAGAUUAUGUCAAGAAGUAAAUGGAGUUGAAAGUCUAAAGAAACAAGCUCGAUGUUUACUGUUAGCUAUUAACUCACUUAAAUUGAUCGAUCCCAAAUAUGCUUGGAUUAUUCAGCCAACCAUCAAAGUAGCAGUUAACUUACCUUAUGGAAGGUCAACAUCAUCUGUUUCCUCGUCAAUCAAACGUAAACAUGGUCUAGAUGAUGUUCAAGAAUCACAAACAAUGGAAACCAUGACCUGUAAAGAGAUUCAAGUUUUAAGCAUCGAAGACAUUGAGAAAGAAUAUGAAUUGACUAAUGCUCGAUAUAAGCUAUUGGAAAAAAGUGUUAAACUAAACUCAAUUGCAUCAACACCUUUAUCAGCUGAGGAAACUGUUACUAUUCUAAUCUCGAACCUUUUAUUUGACCUUGCCUUCCAAUUGAGUACUCGUUUCAAUUUACCCUAUGAACCGAUUCUCGAAGGACUAGUAAGCAAAUAUGUUUACCUCACCGAGUUACCCUUCCGAAAGAUGAGUUUGGAAGCAGGUCUCAUGGAGAUUAACGAAUGCUUCAUAGAAAAUGAUACUGCAUCUUUGAGUUUCAUUGCCAAUGCUGAGAUGCCAGCGAUUGAUAAGUUACUUUUCCUCAUAUUGGCCUACAUUGAGAAGUACGAGCAAGGUAAACAAUCUCGUCUCCAUAAAUGUGUCGCUGAGAAACUCUUGGAAUCAGGAAUACCUCUCCCCGCACCACUGAAACUUUCAUACCAAAAACGUAAUUCGCCUGAGCUUCUAUUUAUUCUAAUGAGUUACGAUUAUAUCGAAGAUGCAUACAACUUCUCUUUAGAACUUAUUGAUGGUUAUCUUGGUCAAGGAACUGAGUAUUUCGAUAUUCAGGCUCCUGUCAUGGGUAGUAAACAAAUUGUUUACUUUCCACACCAACACAUAAAGUGUCUUUUAAAAAUCCUCGAUACGGAAAAAGAAGAUUCCAAAGAUUAUGAAGAGUUUUCAAAACAACUAAGAGAAAAAUGGAACAAGUAUAAAGAGUUGAUCCAGUCUUGCCAUCAAAUCACUUCGAGAUGAGGAUUUUCAACAAUCAUUUUUUUUCUUGUUAAAUCAAGUUUAUUCUUAUAAUUAUGAAAAACUGAAAAAUAAAUUCUUUCCCAGCUUUUCCCUCACAUAUAA